AUGACCCCAGCUCCCUUCAAGUUGAGAGCCAAAAACUCAAUGAGUUCAUCAGUUGGUGUGGUUUGUGACGGACAUUUUGGCCGGAAUUUUGUUGCAUCCCAAGGCUUUGACUUGCCAGAUUACUUUGAGUUAAUGACUGUGGAUGAUGUGCCAGUCUUCUACUAUGACAGUAAUACGAAAGGUGCAUCGCCUGCCCCUGAAUGGAUGAACAGCACAACAGCACAACAAUUCCGGGGGUUCAUCCCUUUAGAAGUAGAAAUCCGCAAGCUCAUAGUAGUGAACGGUCUGAAAUCAGCCACACAGCAGUUUAAUGUCACAGGUGCUUCCACAAACAUUUAUCAGGCCCACGGUCGAUGUGAACUCAACCCUGAUGGAACUGCACAAGCCUUUUUAGAUCAUGCAUUUAAUGGCAAGGACUUUGUAAGCCUUGAUUUUGAGACUAAAUCAUUUGUAGCCGCGGUGCCUCAAGCUGUCCUCUAUAAGACGCUGAGGGAGAGAGAUGAAACCUACCUUGAAUUUCUUGUCUAUUUCUAUCGUACACGCUGUGUUGAAGGAAUUAAGCAGUUCCUCCAACAAUCUCCCAUGAAGAAAGUUCCAGAGGUCAUGUUGGUUGAGAGGAAAAACUCUGCCUUCACAGAGAUCACAUGUCAUGUGACUGGGUUCUACCCACAAACAGUGCAGGUUCAGUGGUUUGGGUCAGACAUGCAGCCUGUGGUUGAGGGGAUUAUUGAAGGUGAAGUCUUACCAAAUGGAGAUGGUUCUUAUCAGAUAAGAAAGAGUGUUGUGAUACCAGCAGAACACACAGACAUACAUAACUACACCUGUGUGGUCCAGCAUAGCAGCAUACCUGGAAAUACCAGCAAAACUUGGGGUGAGAUCCUGCUGAAUCCAAUACUGAGUGAUUACUUUCAACUUUUAUUCCUGGGUUUGACAGCUUAA
Messenger RNA from Chanos chanos (milkfish), 939 nucleotides. RefSeq names its product major histocompatibility complex class I-related gene protein-like. The coding region runs from base 1 to 939 and encodes 312 amino acids. The record is from RefSeq and is a predicted model, not a curated record. Gene Ontology annotation, biological process: immune response. Lineage: Eukaryota; Metazoa; Chordata; Actinopteri; Gonorynchiformes; Chanidae. The transcript has 4 exons. Gene Ontology annotation, cellular component: external side of plasma membrane.